CAGCCUGCCUCAACAGGGGAUGACAGAGCCAUGUGUUUCACCUGCAGUGUGUGUCUGGUCUGUUGGGAACCUACAGAUGAGCCGUGGUCAGAACACGAGCGACAUUCUCCCAAUUGUCCAUUUGUAAAGGGCGAACACACACAGAAUGUCCCGCUAUCAGUAACACUUGCAACCAGCCCUGCCCAGUUUCCCAACAGCCCCGACACUUCAGACAAGAUUGCCUGCUAUGGCUUCGGCAGUUGCCCGCAGUUCCUGGCUGCUGCUACCAAGAGGGGCAAGAUGUGCAUCUGGGAUGUCUCCAAAAUGAUGAAGGUGCACCUGAAGUUUGACAUCAACCCGUAUGACCCUGCCAUCCUGAGGCAGCUGAUCCUGUGUGGUGGUGAGCAAAGCCAGCAGAUACUAACUGAGUCUCGGAGACCAACUCUGGCCUGGUUAGAGUCGUCGUCGUCCUGCUCUGACCUACCCAAGCUAGAGGGAGACAG
Messenger RNA from Xiphias gladius (swordfish), 482 nucleotides. RefSeq names its product baculoviral IAP repeat-containing protein 6-like. The annotation marks the transcript as partial. The record is from RefSeq and is a predicted model, not a curated record. Lineage: Eukaryota; Metazoa; Chordata; Actinopteri; Istiophoriformes; Xiphiidae. The transcript is spliced from 3 exons.